Messenger RNA from Boeremia exigua, 402 nucleotides. RefSeq lists its product as uncharacterized. NCBI's taxonomy places the organism in Eukaryota, Fungi, Ascomycota, Dothideomycetes, Pleosporales, Didymellaceae. The coding region runs from base 1 to 402 and encodes 133 amino acids. The transcript has a single exon. The record is from RefSeq and is a predicted model, not a curated record.
AUGCCCUUCCCCAACAGCUUACUGAGCCCCUCAACAUGGCGCCACGUAGGCCUGGGCCUCACAACCGCCGUCUUCGCGCUCGGCACCCUCGCCCUAAUCUCACCAACAACCGCCGCAGGCGCCCUCGGCGUCGAGCCCACGACCCCAGAAGGCCAUGACAUCAACCGCAAAUCGAUGGUGUUCCUGGGUAUCCGCGAUGUGGCUGCUGCGUCGACGCUGUUGUGGUUCUACGCGGAGGGGAAGACAAGGGAGAUGGGGGUUUUGCUGUCGUCGUGGGUGCUGGUUUGCGUGGUUGAUACGUGGGUUGCGGCGGAGGGGCGGAGGGGGUGGGAGGGGGUUGGGGGGCUCGUUGUGGCUGCUGCUGUGAUGGCGUUUGUUGGGCUGGGGCUGUUUCAGGCGUGA